Molecule: messenger RNA, 3805 nt
Organism: Caretta caretta (loggerhead turtle)
Lineage: Eukaryota; Metazoa; Chordata; Testudines; Cheloniidae
Gene: CCDC34
Product: coiled-coil domain containing 34
Source: RefSeq, a predicted model, not a curated record
AGGAGACGUUGCGCAGGGUCAAAGCGUCCCCGUUGCCAUGGAACCCGCUGCGGGCGGUGAUUGGCGGAGCGGGCGGUGCCCCGGGGGCCCAUGGGAGCGCGGAGCCGACGCUGCGAGUUUCAAAGCGGCAACUAGGUACUUACUGCCUCCAUGCUCAGUGCUCGGCCCAGGAGUAGGGUGGCCUGCUCCACCCCUUCGUCCCCAACCACCUCUGAGGAUGAGCAGCCUUUGAGCUCCUCCACUUAUUCCUUGCUCUCCCCCAUUUACCAUCAGAGCUUCCAGAGCUGCAAUGAGGAGGAAGAGGAGGAGGAUAGGGAGGACGCUGCACCGUCAGCUAGGGGGAAAAGAACCUUCAAGAGGAAUAAACACAAUAGUGCUGAAAGCUGUAAUGUAACAGAAAAGAAAAAGCAGUCGCCUCCGACAGAUAAUCUCUCACCAUGGGAAGAAUGGUUCAUUUGCAAAGAGAGAGAGCUACGUGUCCGCUUACAAGCCAGAGCUUUAGAGGAAAUGAAUUUACAACUGGAGAAAAGAAAAGAAAAGCAGGAGCUUGAAAGGAAAAAAAAGAUUGCUGAAGAGAAACACAAGGAAUGGGUGCAGCAAAAGAAUGAAGAGGAAAGAAGGGAAAAGGAACGAAAGCUCAUCAAAAAGAUGGCAGAAAAAGCAGUGAGAGAUCUAGAGAGAAUCCAAUUGCAGGAAAGAGCUAAAGGAAAGUAUAAAGAAUGGCUAAAGAGGAAAAGAGCUGAAGAGUCUGAGAAGAAGAAGAAAGAAGAGGAAAAGGAACAAAAAAGGGUAGCUGAAUUACAGGAGAAAAAAGAGAAAUCAGAGAAGAUCUUUAGAGAGUGGCUACAGCGUGCCAGAAGUAAACCCCGCCCAGUUUUACACAGUUAUGGCUAUACCAAUGGGAAACUUUCAGGAUACCCUGAUGGAAAUUCAUAUCCAGCUCCAGCCUAUUGUAACCCUAUUCCCUGGAAACCAAUUCAUGUGCCACCUCCUAAGGAAGACCAGAAUGUUACAGUGAAAAAAUAUAAGAGACCUAUAUCCAGUCAGUCAUAUAGAUCCUCAUCUAUGCCCUCCAAAGUUCUCUGCUCCUGGAAUCUCAUAGCAAGAUAUUGUGCAGAACCCUUAGAAGCAAUCACUCAACCUGGGAGAGUGCAUCUUCAUUUACAUGCUACUAAAAUAACCAUAUGUGAGGCCUCUUCUUCCUUUACUCUUUCCCACCUACUUGUUUGUCUAGAAUUGCUGACGUUACGUUUGUUAAGGUCAUAUAUAAUUUUCAAGAUAUUGGACACUGAUUCUUUGUGUCCUUGGCCAAGUCCUGUUACUUCUCUUUUUUUUUUUCCCGUAUCUGUGAAAUGGGGAUACCUAAUUACGGGGCUCACAUUCAAUCCUGCUGUAAGUGGGUACAAACGCCACUGAAGCCAAUGCAUUAUUCUGUCUUUUAUUUGGUUACUCUUGAAAAUUGCUCAUUAGCUGCAGAAUAUGAUAGCAUGACUGCACAAGGGUCUUUAAUAAUGGAGUUUCAUCCGGUUGCCUGAAGGCUGAAUAAGUCCAACUGUUGUAAAGUACUUUGAAAAAUGCUAUAGAAGAACAAAGUAUUAUUCAUAAGCCAAACUUGCAAGCAGGCUACGACAUCUAAUCCUGGGAGUAGUCCCACAAAAGGCAGAGAAAGGCAAUACACGAUACUUGACAUGCUGGCCUUGUUGAAAUCAAUGGGAGUUUUGCUCUUGACUUCAGUAGAGCCACAAUUUCAUUCAGUGUGUAUAAGAUUGUCAGAAUCUGGCCCUUAACAAGUAAUGUUUAAUAAUUGCAUAUGAAUUUCUGUAUGUAAUCAGUCAACUUAUUAAAGCAAAUUUGGUCCUGAAUACACUUGAAGGAAGAGAUUCUUCUUUGUAAAUAUGGAUGAUUCCAUGCUUUAUAUAAUUACAGGAGGCUGGACAAAAUAUAAGUGAGAAUCCAAGGCUGAGUUCCCUUGAGCAAAAUAAUGAGUUAUGCCAAUUAAAGAAAAUGGAAACUAAGGCCCUGAUCUAGUAAAUCACUUAAGCACAUGAAUAGUCUCAUUGACUUCAACAGGACUAUGGGUACGCUCCUGCUUUGCUGGCUUUGGGACAGAUUUGCUGGUAGAAUGGCCUCUGUUUUGUACAUAUAAAUUGUGCCCACUUUUUUUGCAAUUGUAAUUAAUUCUGCUUUGAAAUAGGAGUUAGACAUCUACCAUCCUAUGUAAUUGUAAACGUUUGCAUUUGCAAAAUUUCCCCUAUGUAUAUAAUUUUUUUUUCAUAUUUGGACUUAAAUGUUCACUUGAAGAUAUAACAAAGCAGCAAGUCAAGCAAAAGUUUGCACAUUGGAUUGUAAGCAAAUACAUGAAUAUGUCAAAUUUACAAGGUGGAUGACUCAAAAAGGUGGGAGGCUUACAGAUUUUAAAUUUCAGAAUUUAUACACUGUGGUGUCAAAUCAGUGGAAGACUGAAUUAAGUUAAUGAUGGGGAUAUAAUUACAUGAAGUGAUACCUUGAUUUUUCUCUCGGAUUGAAGUCACAGCCAGAAUGACUGCAGCAUCAUUAGUGCCAAAUUAUGAUUAGUGGUUACUACAGCUGGAAAGUUAUAGUACUAGUUGCUAUUGUGUGCAUUCAAUAGAAGGUGAUGUUUGGCUUUCAUAAGUAAUGAAUUUAAACAAUGUAAGUUUGUGUGUCCUAGGAUUAAUGUAAACACUGCAUUAAUGAGUAACUCAGCAAUGUCAGAGUGUUAACAGUUGCUAGAGCGAUCACACAAUUAUCUAAAUUAAAUCUGACUGAUUUACAAAGAAACAAUAUGGUGCAGUUGUAAGAAUGCAAUAGCACAAUGGAGAACCUUCCACUGUAGCUACUAGCCUUACCUUAGACCUUAGUUCAUCGGGUGCUUUGCUGCACAUUGGGCUACUAGCAGGAGGAGAAAAAGUUAUUUAUGUCUUUAAAAGAGCAUGACCAGGGUCCAUCAUGUCUGGUGCCCUUUCUGCAAGGUGGUUAGAAUGAUCAGUUUCAGAUUUUGUGCAUGCUGGUGGUGAGGUGUGGAAUUUGAAUUGACUGCUAAUUGUGUGUAAUCUAAUGAUUGUACAAAUACAAAGUGGGUGGGUUUUGAGGGAUUGGGAUUCUGGUUGGCUGCAUUGCAGGAUAGGUGGCUAGGGUAAAGGAAGGACUACAGGCAGUCACUGGUGAGUUCUGCAUUAAUGCAGUUUUGAACAGAAACAAAUCUCAAAACCUCAACAUUUUUCACUAAACACAAACAUACAUCUCUGGGCAGCCCUAAUUGACAAUGGUCAGUUAAAAUAUUGAACUGCUCAACCUUCAAAAACUCCCUAACCAAACCAUAGAGAAAAGACUCUUCUCACAGCUGGGCCUACAACAAAGUUUAUCAAGGUUUCUCUCCCCUGCCCCUAGUACCAGGCCACACUUGGUUUUGGUUUAUUUAAUGACCUUUUUGAAGGGUGCAUAUGACUCUGAAUUUUUAUUGUGUAAACACUAGGAACAUUACUUUUCCAGGAGUUUUAAAAAAUGUCUAAAAAUAUAUUUUAAUAAAACAGUUGGCAAUGCUUUAAUGUUGCUUCUGUUUCUCAAACAGAACAAAUGGGGAGGAAAAUAAAGAAGCAUGAGCACUGCAUGUAGUUAUGAAACUUGUUUGCGUGACCAUCUCAAGAAAUAACUCUUGUGUCUGGGCUUUGUGCUUGUGAAGCUAAAUCUGCCGCACUACAGAAUGUACUUUUUAAUUAACUUGCAGAGAAUAAUGUAAUUGGUAAAGAAUGUUGUCUUGUGAUUAAAUCAUGGACCUUGGCUCUAG